Molecule: messenger RNA, 4182 nt
Organism: Chara braunii
Lineage: Eukaryota; Viridiplantae; Streptophyta; Charophyceae; Charales; Characeae
Source: the annotation of a GenBank genome assembly
GGGAUGACAACAACACAACGCAUUAUAAGAUGCCGACAUUCCAAAUUGAGAAGUUCGAUGACUACACGCAUCAAGACCCGGUCCUCUGGUGGGAAGGCUUUACAACGCAACUUCGGAUUCUGUUUCGUCGCCAAGCACGGGUACAUCGGCGCCCUGUUUCUCAACUCAAAGGGCGGAUGCCAGAUCUGGUUAAGCCACCUGACAUCCAUCCACGGCGUCAAUGUCGCAGAUCUGAAAGACAAGAUCUCAUGGGAAGAGUUAACACGGCUAUGGAAGAAGCGGUUCAUCGUGGACGACGCAUCUGCACUCGCCAUCAACCGUCUCUUCGGCAUGACGCAAGGCAACACAGCAACACGUGACUGGCUCACGGAAUGGCAGAAGAUCGCGGCAACGCCCGGUCUCGACUUGCCAUUUUCGCAUCUGCGUCGCGAGUUCUACAACAGGUCAUGUGCUGCAUUGAGCCUUGCACUUGGUGAUCGCGAGCAAUAUGCAACCUUCGCUGAAAUCAUUGACAAGGCGAGGGAGAUCAUCAAGACCAACAGGGCGGCUGCACACGAGAAGUCAACGUGGCAGCCAACCUAUGUGGAGAAGGUAAAAACUGGUCCUCGACCGCAGCAGUUCGCUGCAGUCCAAUCGGACAACAUUGUGGAAGACCCGACAGCCACCCAAGCGUCACGUGAGGGAGAUCAGGUGGCUGCUGUCCAGCCGCGAAGCAACAACAAGUCCCGAGGGAACGGGAAGGCGAAAACCGCAUCGCCGGCCAGAAACGGACAGCCAGCACCAUGGGUCAAGUUUCACUUGACCGAGGCCGAGUACAAGUACCGCGGCCGUUACGGCUGCUGCUAUUGGUGCAAUAGCACCAAGCACAAGACCUCCCUCUGCCAGGAUCAGGGCAAGGAGGAUGUUCGGCCUCAUUCGUCCGCCUUGCUAGCGGCCUCCUACACAUCUGGGAAGGAUGCGAAUGUCGUAAGUUCUCGGUAUGCUUACGAGGACUAUGCUGUCCACUUGGUCCCACCGUUGGACCAACAGCUCCACGUGCAACAAUCUACCGCAUGCACGGUUUCAUCACCAUCGGCAACCGAUUCAGCAGCUUCGCCGCCAUCUACCGCCGGGGAUUCAACGCUAUGGUCAAGACUUGAAGAGCUCGACCCGUUGACAUUUGCGGACUACCAAUGGAUGCCCCUUCCCCGGUCCGGUCGAUUGUCGAAACCGCAUUGCAACGUGCUCAUGGCACAAUUGCGGGAUUACUUGCACACUGCAGUACCAACUCCGUUGAUGGACGCCGGAGUAGAGGUUGUCGACCUUCACGCCUACAUUGCGAAGAUCGACCGCGAGUUCAAGACGCAAUGGUACGACGACAUCGACGCACCAUUGUUAUAUAUACGCAUUCAGAUCGGAGAGGCGACCUGCAGCGCUUUGAUCGAUUGCGGAGCAUCUCGCAACUACAUGAGCCAGGACUUUAUGGUAUGCGCUGGCCUUGGCCCACGCGUCCGGAGAAAGUCCCAGCCUACGCAAGUCAUGUUGGCAGAUGGUCACACGCACAAGUCGAUGGACCGGUGCAUCGAUGAUGUCCCGGUGUACUUUGCCCCGCACGCAAGCGAGGUGGUGUCCUUCGAUAUCUUGGACACCAAAUUCGACAUGAUCUUGGGCAUGUCAUGGCUGCGAAGCGAGGAUAACCCGGUGAACUUCUACCGCCGCACCGUUCACGUUCGUGAUCGGAACGGAGUACUAGUCCCAUGCACGGUAGCUCCUCCUCACCCUUCGAUCAGCUGCCAUGUGGUGUCCGCCGCAAGCAUGCGAGCUUCCAUCAUCAGAGACGACAUCGAGGAGAUGGGGGUGUGUUUUCUCCACGCCCUCCCGCCCCAUGAUGCUUCAUCGACGGACUCAUCUUCGGACCCACGCAUCACCGAGCUUCUCGACGCCUACAGCGACGUGUUCGAAGGCCCACACGGAGUAGUACCGGAUCGGCCCAUCCGCCACGAGAUCAUCCUCGAGGACGGGGCCGUACCUCCGCGCGGUUGCAUCUACCGAAUGAGCGAGGAAGAGUUAAGUGUGCUACGGGCACAACUCGACGACCAACUGGAGAAAGGCUGGAUUCGGCCUAGCUCAUCGCCAUACGGUGCUUCUGUUCUCUUCGUCCGGAAGAAGAACAAGGAUUUGCGGUUGUGCAUCGAUUAUCGCAAGCUCAACGCGCAAACGAUCAGAAACGCCGGCCCUCUCCUACGCAUCGACGACCUUCUCGAACGAUUGGGCGGCGCCAAGUUCUUCUCCAAGCUGGACCUCAAGUCGGGAUAUCACGAACUCGACAUUCGGAAGGCGGACCGCUACAAGACCGCGUUUAAGACGCGAUAUGGGCAUUUCGAAUGGCUGGUUAUGCCAUUUGGCCUUACGAAUGCCCCGACCACUUUCCAAGCGGCUAUGACAACGGAGUUCCGACACAUGCUGGAUCGAUUCGUACUUAUCUACCUCGACGACAUCCUGGUGUACAGCCGGAGUUUGGACGAGCAUCUGGAACACCUGCGCACCGUUUUGGAGCGGCUACGACAAGCCAAGUACAAAGCCAACCGCGACAAAUGCGAAUUCGCGCAGCAGGAGCUGGAGUACUUGGGACAUUAUGUGACGCCGCAAGGCAACCGUCCGCUUGUGGACAAGAUUGAGGCCCUCCGCGUGCCCCGGUCAUUCCAAGCACUUAAGACGGCCAUGCUCAUGGCACCCGUCCUUAGCAUCUAUGACCCCACCUUGCCUACGAGAGUGACAACUGACGCUUCCGGCUAUGGCAUUGGGGCAGUCUUGGAACAACACAACGGCGACGAAUGGCACCCUGUGGAGUAUUUCAGCCACAAAGUGCCUCCCAUCAACUCGCUUGAUGAUGCAAGGAAAAAAGAGCUGCUCGCGUUCGUGAUGGCUCUCAAGCGAUGGCGGCACUUCCUCCUUGGGCGUCGUAGGUUCACAUGGGUCACGGACAACAACCCAUUGACCUACUACAAAACGCAGGAUACGGUGAGCAGCACGAUCGGACGAUGGAUGUACUUCAUCGACCAAUUUGACUUCACACCGAAACAUCUCCCCGGCCUCUCCAAUCGCGCAGUAGAUGCACUCUCGCGAAGACCUGAUCUUUGCGCCAUGACACAUCAUGCCUUCGCAUUCGACGAGGAACUCCAGCGACACUUCAUCCGGGGCUAUGAGUCUGAUCCGGACUUCGCCACGUUGUAUGCGCAGCUAUCUUCGGAUCACCCGCUGGCCAGGCACUAUCGCAUUGCCGACGGGUACUUGCUCCUCUACUCGAGAGGCAAGGACUUACUAUGUGUCCCACGAGACCGUCGUCUUCGGACUCACCUUCUCGGCGAGUAUCACGACUCUCGACUCACCGUCCAUUUCGGAGUCAACCGCACCAUUGCACGGCUUCGACAACGAUUCCGAUGGCCCGACCACAUUACCAAUGUCACUCGGUAUUGCGACUCUUGCGAAGUUUGCCGACGAAGCAAGCCCCGCAAUCGCAACCCCUACGGCAAGUUGCGCCCGAUGCCUAUCCCACGGGAACCCGGCCUCUCCAUUGCCAUGGAUGUCACCGGACCAUUUUCCCGCAAUCGCCUCGGGCACGGCGACAUCCUCACGGUUGUGGACCGUUUGAGUAAGUAUGCGCGUUUUCUCCCUUGCAAGUACUACUCCACGGCUUCCGAGCUGGCACGCCUCUUGCACAUCGGUUGGAUUUGUGGCCACGGUGUACCGGAAGACAUAGUCAGCGACUGCGACACUCGCUUCAUGUCGGCAUUUUGGACUGCUCUCAUGCAGGAGUCCGGCACGAAGAUGAAACCAAGUUCGGCUCAGCAUCCACAGACGGACGGGCAAACGGAGCGAGCACAUCAAACCGCUCAAAUGAUGCUUCGUACGCUCAUCCGUCCGGACCAGAAAGAUUGGGUUGACCGCCUCCCCGACAUCGAGUUCGCGUACAACACUUCGGUGCACCCGGCGAUCGGCGUGACUCCAUUCGAGUUGCACCACGGUGGACGAAAAGGCCAUAUCUUCGCCGACCUUCUCCCACGACCAGCCGACAUCUACGCCGCUUGCUCUCCCACUUCCGUUCGGAAGUACAGGGAAUUGCUGGCUCAAGCCCGCGCGAACAUGCAAAAGGCUCAAGUCCGCAUGCAGUAGCAGGCCAACAGGCGUCGCGUGCCGGUGAUC